UUACUGUAGUAGACUCAACUCCUCUAAUUUCAAUGUUCUUUCUUUCUUGUUUUUCUAUAAAUUAAGCACAAAGCGGACUAGCAUGUAUGCAACCAGUAAUAUCAUCAUCCUCAGAAUCAGAAGUGAUCGAGAGGUAUUAUUGUAGUGAUGAAGUACCUCAUCGUCAUCAUGCUAGUAAUGCUAGUAACUGUUGGCAAUCUUUGGGGUUUUGAUGGGGCUGGGGAGUGUGGAAGCAACCCGGAGGUUGUGGUAUACAAGCUUGCUCCAUGUGGACCAGCAGCACAAGAUCAGAGCGUCACGGUUUCUCCCAAGUGUUGCUCGUUGAUGAAACGCGUCGACAAGCGUUGUCUUUGUGCCAUUGUGCUCUCUAAAGAAGUUCAGAGUCAUGGCCUCAAGCCAGCAAUCGCAGUCACCAUACCUAAACGUUGUAAUGAUCCCAGACGUCCCAAGGGUUACAAGUGCGGAGCUUAUACUGUGCCUUGAUCGCUCACGAAGACCCAAGACGAUGGUGCCAUAUAUAGCUGUGGAAUUCUCAUGUUGCUUUCACAUCAUCUAAUGUUUAAAUAUAUUAGUAUUGAACCCUUUUAACUUACAGGUUUAAAGGAUAAAUAAAGUAGUUCAAUCCAUAUUAUUAUUACUGGUCUUCAUGCAUAUACUGUACGCAAUU
Molecule: messenger RNA, 667 nt
Organism: Rosa rugosa (rugosa rose)
Lineage: Eukaryota; Viridiplantae; Streptophyta; Magnoliopsida; Rosales; Rosaceae
Product: putative lipid-transfer protein DIR1
Exons: 2
Coding region: 148-483 (111 amino acids)
Biological process (GO): systemic acquired resistance
Molecular function (GO): fatty acid binding
Source: RefSeq, a predicted model, not a curated record